AGUUUAUUUCAGCCACACCAAUGUUUGUUUGUACAUUUGUAUGUUCUACCUAGCUACAGAAACGCAUAUUUUUCAGAGACUCAACUCAAACUAAACUCGUUUGUGUAUUAAUCUAUCUUGGCAUAAAUUAAAAUGUCAGAAUCUGGUCACAGUCAACCUGGUAUGUAUGGACAAGGAAGGAGAAGAAGGCGACGUCGGGACAGGGAUGGACCCCCAGGACAAAACCUAUCCGGACCCAGUCGCGACAGAGAAUAUGUCCCAAGAGAACGCAGGGAUGGUAGUGAGGAGGCUCCAGGACCACACCUGCAGAAGACCCCCAUCAUUCUGGCAAAACCUCCUGGAGAAAGGUCUAAACCAACUCAGAGUGUCCCUAUCAGUGGGGUGCCAGCCAUGGAGAAACCGAUAGUGCUCUUCAAGGCCAGAGACGACGGAGGGAAGCCGGGUACUCCUCCUGAGGUGACCCCACUAGCAUCCAGCUCAGGGCCCUCCAAGCUUGAGAGGGAGGGACAGCGGCCAACCCAGCCUGUGUACCAGAUCCAAAACAGAGGCAUGGCAGCUGCAGCUGCUGCAUCAAGCAGCACUGUGGACCCGGUGAUUGGCCAGACCAAACUCCUUCCUCCGGAAAAGAUGAAACACAGCAUUAAGCUGGUAGACGAUCAGAUGAACUGGUGUGACAGUGCUAUGGAGUAUCUUAGGGACCAGACAGAUAUGCUGGUAGUGGGAGUCAUUGGCUUGCAGGGAACAGGAAAAUCCACCAUCAUGUCUCUCCUGUCAGCCAACACACCUGAGGAAGACCAAAGAGGAUAUGUGUUCAGAGCCCAAUCUCAGGAAAUCAAAGAGAGAGGAGGGAACCAGAGCACUGGGAUUGACUUCUUCAUAACCCAGGAGAGAGUCAUCUUCCUGGACACACAGCCCAUCCUCAGUCCUUCUAUCCUGGAUCAUCUGAUCAACAAUGAUCGCAAGUUGCCUCCAGAGUACAACCUCCCUCACACAUACGUUGAGAUGCAGUCUCUUCAGAUCACUGCCUUCCUGUUCACCAUCUGCCAUGUGGUCGUUGUUGUUCAAGACUGGUUUACUGACAUCAACCUUUACAGGUUCCUUCAGACUGCAGAGAUGUUAAAACCUUCCACACCAUCAGCCAACCACGACAGCACAAGUGCUUCCGGAAAUGACGAAGGAUCUGAAUACUACCCCCACAUAGUUUUCCUGCAGAAUAAAUCUCGACGAGACGAGUUCUGUCCCCUGAACCUGAAGAAGAUGCACAUGACGGUGGACAAGCUGAUGGCCCACUCCCACCUCAAAUACAAAGGCACAUUGUCCAUGCUGGACUGUAACAUCUUUCCUGGCCUGGGGAGGAAUUACCUGGAGACGGAGGUCAACCUGUUCCUGCUCCCCCUGCAAGAGAACGAGGGGGAUGAUUCCCUGACGAAAACAGGAUCCGGUGCUCCCCCCCUCUUCUCCCUACUCCCGGGUUAUCGAGGACACCCUGCCUUCUCCUCACUGGUCUCCAAGCUCCGCAGCCAAAUACUUGCCAUGUCUCGCUCUCAGCUCUCACACACCAUUCUCACUGAGAAGAAUUGGUUUCACUAUGCUGCUCGUAUCUGGGAUGGGGUGAAGAAGUCAUCUGCUCUGUCAGAGUACAGCCGCCUGCUCUCCUAGCACCACUGCAUCUGCACUAGGCUGGAAGCAACGAGGGGCCACGAGAGGAGAAGUAGCCUUCUCACAAAGUCCAUGUGUCUAAAAACUUUUGUGACGUUUCUAUCCUUGGGACUAAUGAUGUUAGUGCUUUCCUUCAGUCCUUGUGUUGUGAGUGCCCAGUCGUCUGGAAAUAGACACAAAAUGCAGAUCUGGUUACAAAAAUCCAGUACAAGAUUGGAUGAUAUGUGUCAACGUAAGGAGAAAGUCUGGCUUCACAGCUGUGCCGGAGGCAGACAUGUUUGUAAUAGUAACUUGACUUGGAGAUUGAAUAAAAUAAGUGAUUUAUACAUUUAUUGACUCUGCAUAGUGGAAAUGCAGUUCCUAGUUUUUUCCCCCUCUCACAAUAAAACUGAAUUGCUUU
Messenger RNA from Hypomesus transpacificus, 2059 nucleotides. RefSeq names its product SMG9 nonsense mediated mRNA decay factor (gene smg9). Gene Ontology annotation, biological process: nuclear-transcribed mRNA catabolic process, nonsense-mediated decay. The record is from RefSeq and is a predicted model, not a curated record. The coding region runs from base 133 to 1659 and encodes 508 amino acids. NCBI's taxonomy places the organism in Eukaryota, Metazoa, Chordata, Actinopteri, Osmeriformes, Osmeridae. The transcript is spliced from 14 exons.